UCUAUCGGAAGUUACUCAACCCCCAGAUAUUCGAGAGAGACUAUUCCGGAAACAAGCUGUAAAGUCCAGUCUAGAACUUUCGCACUUUCUCUAAAAUCCUUCGGAUCCUUCUCCACUCUUCGCCUUCUUCUCGCUUCUUCUUUCUAUAAAUUCGAAUUCUCAUCUUUCUUUCUCUCAUCAGACUGAGAACCCUAGCAAUUCAAUCUUCAUUGAAUCGCUUCUCAAUGGCUGCUCAAUCAGUGUCUUUGUCAUCUUGUUCACCUCUUGUAUCCCACAGGGCAGGGCCGUCUUUCAUUAAGCCCCUUUUGGCAAACUUCCCUUCGACAGCGAAGAAGCCUUUGCCUCGCUUGGGAAUGGUGAGGGUUCAGGCCUCUCAUGAUAACAAAGACACUUCUGUGGACGUUCACUUUAACAAGGACAAUCAAGGUCAACAACAAACCUCUGUGGAGAGGAGGCCUCGCAGAAUGGCCAUGGAUAUUUCUCCCUUUGGUUUAUUGGAUCCAUGGUCACCCAUGAGAAGCAUGCGCCAGAUGAUGGACACUAUGGACAGAAUAUUCGAAGACGCCAUGACAAUCCCAGGAAGAAGCAGGGGAGGUGAAGUACGAUCCCCAUGGGACAUCAAAGAGGAAGAAAACGAGAUCAAGAUGAGGUUCGACAUGCCUGGUCUUUCCAAGGAGGAUGUUAAGGUUUCAGUGGAGGACGAUGUUCUUGUCAUCAAAGGUGGUCAUAAAAAGGAAGAAGGAGGAGAUGAUUCCUGGUCCUCCCGGAGUUAUAGCUCCUACGAUACUCGCCUCCAGCUUCCUGAUAACUGCGAGAAGGACAAGGUUAAGGCAGAGUUGAAGGAUGGUGUGCUUUACAUUACCGUCCCUAAGACCAAAGUUGAACGCAAGGUCAUCGACGUGCAAAUUGAUCAACUACGCUGGAAGAGGUCAAGCUUAGCUUAUGCAAGAAGUGUUAUAGAGCAACAAUCAUAACAUUAAAAAUCGAAGGAUGCCGUAUCGAAUGAAUGACAGGCAUAAAUUCAUAAUCAUCAACGAUCGAAGGAUGCCGUAUCAAGUGGGACGACAUUUUCCUGAGCUCAACAUUGUCUUUGCUCUUUAGAACAUCAAAAUGAUGAUAAAUUUUCAUGAGAUGUGAAUAACUAUCCUAUUUUUCAACUGUUUUUUCUCUUUUUGCCAAGGAGCAAUUACCAUUCAUCUCUUGAAUCUUGAUGGCUGAAAACUUCGACACGGAUAAAUUGCAUGUGAAAGUAGCUAGUACAAAUCUAUGAAAGCCGACCUUAUCUGAA
Molecule: messenger RNA, 1288 nt
Organism: Prosopis cineraria
Lineage: Eukaryota; Viridiplantae; Streptophyta; Magnoliopsida; Fabales; Fabaceae
Product: small heat shock protein, chloroplastic-like
Exons: 3
Coding region: 225-974 (249 amino acids)
Biological process (GO): response to heat
Source: RefSeq, a predicted model, not a curated record